Molecule: messenger RNA, 3846 nt
Organism: Kogia breviceps (pygmy sperm whale)
Lineage: Eukaryota; Metazoa; Chordata; Mammalia; Artiodactyla; Physeteridae
Source: RefSeq, a predicted model, not a curated record
GGCCAAGCCCUGGGCCAGUGGAGGCGUCGUCACCGCCCGUGGCAGGCAAGCCGAGGCGCGCGGGCGGACACGUGUGGACGUCUGAGCGCUCCUGGACCAGGACGAGUGCACGCCGGGCCUCGUCCUCUGCGGAUUCCGCGGCAAGGUUCCUUAACGAUUGCAGCUUGAAGUUCCCGUGGUUGCCGGGAGGCUGGGUUUCGGAGGAAGCUAUCAAGAAACAAUGUUUCCUUAAAUUUGCUUCUGUAUUUGCCUCACCAAUGUCAUUCAUAUUGAGUAUCUUAAGAGAGAUGCUGGAAUAUUUUGGUGUUCCUGUAAACCAGAUUUUGCAGAUUUGGGAAAAUAAAGACUAUGGAUCAGCUCGGAGUAUUGUUCGUAUUAUUGGGAAAAUUCUUCCGUUAAAACCUUGUCCCAGGCCUAAUUUUGAGGUGAUCCCACUCUUGAACUCUGUGGACCCAGCUAACUGUGGAUCUGUAGUUCCAUCUUUUGCUGACGUUUUGUAUGUGACGAAUGAUGAAGAAGCCAGUUAUCUCAGAUUUCGAAAUAUUCUAUGGAAAAAUGAAGAAGAGGAGAAAAUUGCUUCUUUCCAUCCUUUGCAACUAGUUGAAGAUCCACUGACACCUGCUCUAAGGCAUAACAAACCAACAAAAAGUGAUUGGGCUGAAAGUGAAGCUGCAAUUAAAAAAAUAGCUGCCCUUGAAGAUGAGCUAGCUUUUCUUCGUUCUCAGAUUGCUGCAGUUGUGGGAAGGCAAGAACUGAGAAACAGUACAAAUUCUGGCUCCUUGGACUUGAAGAACGACAGGCCUAGUGGUUUGGGACAAAUGCCAUCAUCAGGGACUACUCAACUGAGUGUUGAACCUGAUUCGUUUUCAAGUUCAGUGUUUCCCUCUCCUCCUCCUCCACCACCACCUCCUCAGGUUUCUUCUGUACAGCCUCCAUAUUCUCCUCUUGUGCAAACAGCAUCUAAUAAUAUUUGUGCAUCAGAUAAUUCAGCAACUGAAGUGAAAAAACAGGACCCAGAUACUAGGAAAACCAAUUUUAGUCAUGAUUCAAAAAACCAGAAAAAUAAAGAUAUUCCAAACAUGUUGGAUGUUCUGAAGGAUGUGAAUAAAGUUAAGCUACGUGCUAUUGAAAGGUCCCCUGGAGGCAGACCCAUUCAUAAAAGGAAAAGACAAGACUCACCUUGGGAUCCAGUGUCUUUAAUAUCCCAUGCACUUAAGCAGAAAUUUGCAUUCCAAGAAGAAGAUUCCUUUGAGAAAGAAAAUAAUUCUUGGGAGUCUUCUCCAUUUUCUAGUCCAGAAACUUCAAGGUGUUGCUCAGGUUCUGUCUUUCUUGCUGCAUGGGUCCAAACUGUGCAUCCACCCGUCUCUCCAUCCAUCUAUCCAUCCACUUACUCAUCCAGCAAACGUCCCACCACCCGACGAAUAUUCACUACACAUGAGGACUGUGGCAGAUGCUGAGGAUACAGCAGCGGACGAGGUAGGUGCCUAGAAGCUUACGGGCUAUGGGGGAUAUGGACGUCUAAUCAGGAAAUGUCAGUUUAGAGGGAUAAACGCCGUGAUAGGGGAAGUAAGAGAGGGCUGUGAAACCAUACAAGCAGGGGCAUGGAAGAUGGAUUUUUAAAGAAAAAGAAGGCUUUUCAGGAGGAAGAUCUGUCCAAGUUGGGAUCAAAAGGAUGAGUAAGUGAGAGAGGAGUCCGAGAAUGCAGGCAAUACAGAAACUAUAGCACUGCCAUGUUUACAUUUCAUUCAAAAAGGCAGAAAGAAGAAGGGCAUGUGUGUGAAGACCUGGAGCAAGAGGGACACUUUAUAUCUUCCCUCCCUGUUUUAUUUAGUUUUUAAUCAUUAGAAAUGAUCACUUUCAAACAUACUAUAUAUUUUACUUAUUUUCUGAUUCCCCUAGUAGAAAGCAGGGAUUUCUAUUUGUUUCGUUUAUCUUCUGUACUGCCAGCACUUGGCACAUAUGUCGGCUCUGGGAUUCUGAAAGUGGUUCAGACUGGAUGAUGCAUAGAGCCUGGGAGGGUAAUGGUGGGAAGGGAAACUGGAAAGUGCAGUGAGGGUCAGAUCAUAGUGAGGCUUGUAAACUGGGUUAAGAUAUUUGGACUUAACCCCGAGGGCAAUGGGCUUUUAAGCAGGCAUCUAAGUGUGACAGCUGAGUUUCAGGAAACUCAUUCUGGCUGCACAGUGGCGGAACGUUUGGAGACAGGCAAGGCUGAGUGUAGAUGACGGGAUGCCCUCCUCUAGGGGAGGAUCUGGCAGGAGCAGGCUGGGAGGUACUGGUAUUUCACAGGCAAUGGCCAAAUUAUCUGUGUCUUUCUUAAGAGGGAGGUGGCUCUGCUCCUACAGACUCACUGGCUUUCACAGCAGCUCAAAGAGCAAUAUCAGCAAAAGGCAGACUGGAAAAAAGAAGAUGCUUAUCAGAAAUGCUCAUGGAGAUCUGAACAUAGGACGAGAUGAUAUUGCUUUAAUAUCCAUUUAAAUCCCAGCACUGUUUUGGAAUCCCACAGUAGAUACAACAUCCCUCUACUUUCAGAAGCAGCAGCUCAGCAAUUUCACAUCAUUCCAGUGAGAAUGUGUUCUAGUGUCACAAACUCUUCAUACCUGUAGUUUUAUUAGUAAGAAUAAUCUUCCCUGUAAAGUUGAGAGAGUAAGCACCCACCUUUGUGGCAACAAAACCUACCAGGAUUUAUUUUGAACAAAAUAAAACUCUUCAAACCCCUACUGCAAAACCUUUAUUUCCCCUUUUAUCUGAAUCAUCAAGUAUUAUCCACCCUAAGAACAAAACAAUCUCUUCGUUCUAGAAUAACAACACAUCUGCCAUUUAAUAAACCACCAGCACAGGUUUUCAAAUUAAACCGAGAGUCUCUUUGUCAAAGAGAAUCUGGCAGAGCAGCUUUGCUACCAUACAAAGCAGCUUUAAAGUGCUGUUGUUUUUUUCUCCUAUUUAUUGGACACUUUCUUUGAUUAAAAUACUUAGAAUGAUGUUGAUAAACUGAGUCUGGUGUACAACAAGACUCAGAGUUAAUUAUACCUUUUAAACCAGCGGAGGCAGGAAGAAAACAACAGGAACAUAGUCUGUGUUUUCAUUUUAAAUUGCUCACGAAACCGGGAAGCAAGACUCCAGAAGAUAAUGAAGCCACUGAGUUCUUCCCUAACAAGCCCAGUGGUGUCCUUGGUAACGCUGCAAGGGCACCAGCCCAGGAGGUCUCAGAGGAACAGAAGCUCCUUGAGUCCUAAACAAGACCUCCGCCCUUGAAGAAACUAUAGCACUGCCAUGUUUACUGCCUGUUGGAAGAUGUCUUUCUCUUGUUUGAUCUGCGCCUGCCGAAGACACCGCUCUCACAAGGAGCCCCAACAUUGAUUGCUGUCCACGGGGCAGGCCUGUGUUCAGAUCAGGGCCAUGGAUGUGCCACACGCCAGCUACCUCACUGAACAGUGGAAACUUUAUGAAACAGAAAACCAAAUUUGAACCUCCUUUUUACAAUUUUCACUCCACUUGCCAAAAACACCUUUCAUGAGGCAGAAAUCAUGAGGCGACGUAUAAUCUUUGCAAUUGAUUGUGUGAGUAGAGGUCAUAGGACCAUAUGGAAGGAACAGGUCUCCUGGCUCUAACUUCAUAUUUAUGGUGCAGAGUCAUUAAGAAUAAAAAGUGGUUAAAAAUGCUGGCCUCUUCUAAGUGCUUGUGGUAAGUGACCAAGAAAAACGAUUAUAAACUUCUGCAAGACAAAUAGAGAAUGCAAUAAAUACAAUGUUUCAUGGAACAACUAGUUAUUAAUUAUUUUAUUCAUUAGGUUGUUCUGUCACUGGUUAAUAUGCAGUUGGGCUCUAUCAAAAGGAAUUAACUUUUUUA